UCGAGCGGAAAUCGAGCGGAAAUCGACCUCCACGUCACCGCACGGCAGAACAUCGAAUAGCCUCGGAACGUCUCAGAACCUCCCAACACCGUAUCCAUGGCAUAUUUCGUAUCCAUGGCUGCCGACUGCGGACCGACCGCGGAGGAACACGUCAGACACAUGCCAGGCCCCUUCGGUACCGGCACGAGAGGAUACCAGGCACGGGAAGAUGCUCGCGGUAAGCCCGGCAAGCAGCGCACGAACGGCAAACGCCACAAAUAA
Molecule: messenger RNA, 261 nt
Organism: Ectocarpus sp. CCAP 1310/34
Lineage: Eukaryota; Phaeophyceae; Ectocarpales; Ectocarpaceae
Source: the annotation of a GenBank genome assembly